Messenger RNA from Exophiala spinifera, 1380 nucleotides. RefSeq lists its product as uncharacterized. Lineage: Eukaryota; Fungi; Ascomycota; Eurotiomycetes; Chaetothyriales; Herpotrichiellaceae. The record is from RefSeq and is a predicted model, not a curated record. Bases 1 to 1380 code for a protein of 459 amino acids. The transcript has 2 exons.
AUGUCAGGUCAACCUUUCACCUUCCCACCUCCUCCGCCUCCUCCGCCCAAGCGAGCCACAGAACCCGUCAACCGACCGAACAACAACUUCUCGUCCAAUCGAGGGUCCUCGAGAGGUUUUGGAAGAGGUGGCCGAGGAGGCUACCCAAACGCUCCAUACCACGCCAACAAUAGACAGCAGCAUGGGUCUCACCGCGACGGAUGGAAUGGUCCGCAAAAGCGAGAUCACAAUACCGCCUUCAGGUCCACGAACCAGCCCAAUCGGCGAGUGUCUGCAGCCAGCCCAGCGGUGCCGAGUUUCAACGCCUCCAUCGAACAUCUCCUGCCACGAAAGCCCCCACAAGCAACGCCCCAGCCACCAAGUCAGAAGGUAGCGGACGUACCAAAGAAACAGAAUCUCCUCGGCCUCACACCCACCAGAGUCGACGCUGAUUCGGAGCCGGAGGACGACGAAGGCGAGGAAGCAAGACUCGCCGGUCAAAGUAAAGUGUCAGCUGGUUUGGAGAUUGAGUAUGGCGGACGAAACAUCACUCUCAGCACUCCGGCUGAGAUAGCGGCCUGGAUAGCGGAGAGAAAGAAACGAUAUCCGACCCAGGCCAAAAUCGAAGUCGCGAAGAAAGAAGCCGAUGAAAGGAAGCGACGAUGGCAAGAAGAGAAAGCCGCAAAAAUGCAAGCUGCACGCGAGGCACGGCAGAAGGCCCUCGAGGCACGUAGAAGGCGCGAACCACCUAAAUCACAGAAAUCAGAGUCGCAGGUCGAAGGAACUGGACGCGCCGACUCGGCUGCACAAGCGAAAACAAAGGCAGAAAGAUUGCGUGCAAAGGCCCUCAAAGCGCGCGAACGACUAGCCAAGGCCGAGGAAGCGUUAAGGCUUGCUGAAGAACAGCCUGGGUCUGGGACUUUGACUGCCAACGAAAAUCAGACUGAGCCGAUCGCAGACGACACCUCAAGUUCAGCCUUGACUGAUUCUGACGCCACCUCAUCCUCUGGCUCUGAUUCGGACUCGGACAGUGGCUCCGACUCUGAGUCCGGGAGCGACUCGGACGCAGACUCGGCACCAGAAGUUCUCAGCACGAAGAGAGCUGCGCUAGAACACGAAUUUUCCAACGCGCCGUCGAAACCACCGGCGCCGUCAUCACAAGCUGCGGGCCCUGAGGAUGCAUCUGCACGUGGCGGUUGCAAUGGCAAUGGGAAUUCGAAACGCAACAAGAAUCAGAGGGUAGAUGCAUCGACGUCGUCUCGAACAGCCGGUCGGAGAAAGGGCCUAUGGCAAGUCAUGGUGGAGCAGGAGCAAGAAGAAGAGCGGAAGAUGCUUUUACAGGCCAUUGUGACGUUGGGCGAGCACGGUGUUCUUGACGAGCCGGAACCGAGUACCUCAUGA